AUGGUUAAUAUCCCAAAGGCCAGGAAUACCUUUUGCAAGCGCUGUCGUAUGCACAAGCCUCACAAAGUGUCCCAGUACAAAAAGGGAAAGGACUCUGUUCACGUGCAAGGUAAAAGACGUUACGACCGCAAACAAGCAGGUUUUGGUGGUCAAACAAAGCCCGCCAAAACCACCAAGAAAAUCGUGCUUCGUUUGGAAUGCACCGUCUGCAAGCAUAAGAAUCAGCUAGCUCUCAAGCGCUGCAAGCAUUUUGAGCUGGGAGGAGAUAAGAAGACUAAGCUGAUGGUGGGCUGUUGGCAAAAUGCCCCCGCAGAUAUCUCCUGCUGGGCGACCAGCCCUCAGUCAGAUAGUAACCCUUGGGAUGUGGCCAAUGCCAACGAGGUAGCUUGUACCUCUUUGGAGGGGUCUGCCCCAAGCUCCGAACUAAAUUUGGAAAAGCUGCCGACCUCUAAAUCCAAUUGCCAAAGGCGAAUAGCGUCUUCUCCCGGCCCCUCUCGUGCAAAUAAGAACUGCAUUUCAUCUUUUUUGUCUCGUACUGCCAAGAGUGAGAGAAAUGACGAUACGGUUACCGAAAUUUUACAAGAAUCUCCAAACACAAAGUUGAUGGUGAAAGACACCUUUGUCAACUAUUCCGUUUUGGAGCGACCAACAUGUGAUGGGUUGCAUUGGAAUCAUCACUCGAAAAGAGGAUCUUUUAUUACAAAUUCCAGUGAACACACAGCAAGAGCAAACGCUCAGGGAUAUUUAGCGCACGAAUAUGGAGAUCCUCGAAUGCUUGAUAAUCGCUACUAUGCAACGAUCCAAAACGGAAGGGAUUGUGAUCAGAUUAUCCACAAUAAUAGGCCAAAAGCGGAUAUUUCUUUGAAAAUAGCAUCUGAUCGCACAGAAUCCCACUGUUUCUCAUCAAGAGCACGGUCUUUUAAAGAUCCCUCAACCUAUCGAGGAGUUUCCAACCAAAGAGUUCCAGCGCUAUACCAUGGGAAUUCUCCGGCACACGACGGCAAUUUUGUCUGUUCGAGAAGUAAAAGCAGCACUCCUUGCAAUGGGGAAUUGAAGGCAAUAACGGCCAAUUCUACGGCAGAUGUGGAUGGCGGUGGGUUAGAUUAUGUUUCUGCCGCACAUGAUUUUGAUUUAUUUGCUCCCAUACCGAGUUCUAGACACCUCAGCAAUUCAAAGCCCGACAAUUUUGAACCUUAUACUCGCGUAAAGCCUGACCACGUCAGUUCUCGAAGAAAUCGAGACAAGACAGGUCAACACCCAACAAGGACAGACUCUUUUCAUACGCGUGAGCGCGCCAUUAUUCCGGAUUCAGAAAAAUUCAUCGGUUCUUUUCGAUCAGAAAAUCGCUCUGAAAGCCCUCUAUGUAGGAUCAAGCCACACGAUUCCGAUCUUUCACGGGGCACCAAAAGAAAGAGAGAAGGCCCUUUUGAUAACAUUGAAAAUACACGCUUCAAUUGUGCAGAACCAAAAGAUAAUAGUUUAUGGGGAAUGCAGGAAAUGAAGGAUAAAAAGCCAGUUGAUUUUUUUUCAACCGAUUUCUCAUCUUCGGUCAACCUGAUGAAGACAUCAAAUCCAGUCGAUGAAUUUGUGCUUCUUGAAGGCAAAAAGUCUAAAUCAAAAUUUGGUUGGAAUGUUCUUGACGGCAAUAACAGCUCUGAUUCGACAGAUCUUCGCCAGGCUGAUUGCCAAAUGUCUCUUCCUCAACCAUCUGGAUCUAAAACAUUUCUUUCUGACGAUUGGGGCGCAGCCGAUAGUCACUCCUCCUGGGGCGCAGCCGAUAGCCAUUCCUCCUGGGGCGCAGAUCUUAAACAGACAAGUGGUCAUUCGAGGAAAUCCAAAUUUCAUUCCAUUAAGGACGAUAAGGAAAAUUUAGCAAGAGAUUUACCAUCUUCCAAACGGGUGGAUACUUUGAAGCAAAAGUCAUCUUGGUCAAGUAUUUCCGAUCGUUCAAAUAUGACUGUAUUGACGGGACUUUCCAAUGAGAAAGAAAAUGUGUCUAACAUGGCUCCAGAAUCUGAGCUCGCAAGCAAACUCGCCAAAAGCCACGAUGCUUCUAAAAAUGCUGUCUCGGGCUGGGACAACAUACCCGGUUGGGGAGAGCCUAUAGACAACAUACCUGGCUGGGAAGAAUUUAGAGAAACUUUGCAGAACACGCCAAAACCCUCGAAAAGCACAUCCACGCCCACAAAAAGCAUGCUAUUACCUUCGCAGGCUGAUUUUGGAGGCAAAGUUAAUUGUUCUGAGCACAUUUUUCCAUCCUCCAAACCAAUAGCUUCUUCGUCAGGAUUAUCCCCAAAGCGCCUAUUAAAGUUAGAAAAGCUAACUUCUCAAUUCUUGAAGCUGAUAUCAAAGGUGAUGGAAACAGGAUCCCGAGCAUCGAUAAAGGACUGUGGCGAUCCUGUUCUUGAAGAAUUGUUCUUUGAAGCGUCUUUAAAGGCAAUCGAGACAAAAGGUCUUAACAAGCAUCUUGUAGAUCCUUUUUACGACAAGCUUCAUCUUCUGUAUCUCAUUAACGAGAUCUUUAUCGCCCAAUCUGAAGCGUUUGGCGGUGUUCUCGCGUUCAACUUGACAGCAAGAUGUUCCUUCAUCUCGGUUAUAGCGAAAAGAAUAUUUCACAUUGCCUUUGACGAAGCAGCCUCUAGUCGCGAUGCAAAGCUGGUCCUUGUAAAGCAACGGCAUUUUGGCCCCUACUUUUUGGAAUCCUUGUUCAGCUUGGAUGAAGAUCACAUGCGAGAAAAUCUGCUUCAGCAAGCGCAAGAAGAAACCUUUCUCCCCCAAAGGGACAUACCUUUGCUUCAGGAUGACCUUUUCGAUUAA
Molecule: messenger RNA, 2817 nt
Organism: Mitosporidium daphniae
Lineage: Eukaryota; Fungi; Microsporidia
Product: 60S ribosomal protein L44
Exons: 7
Coding region: 1-2817 (938 amino acids)
Biological process (GO): translation
Cellular component (GO): ribosome; cytosolic large ribosomal subunit
Molecular function (GO): structural constituent of ribosome
Source: RefSeq, a predicted model, not a curated record